Necator americanus (New World hookworm) is the source of this 954-nucleotide messenger RNA. RefSeq lists its product as uncharacterized. The record is from RefSeq and is a predicted model, not a curated record. Bases 1 to 954 code for a protein of 317 amino acids. The transcript is spliced from 10 exons. Gene Ontology annotation, cellular component: membrane; Golgi apparatus. NCBI's taxonomy places the organism in Eukaryota, Metazoa, Nematoda, Chromadorea, Rhabditida, Ancylostomatidae.
AUGUAUCCGCGUCAAGGAGCACCUAGACGGUCUCGUAAAAUCAAAAACAUCAUCCCCUUUAGCGGCGCAACUCUAACAACUGGUGGUCCGCUAACAUCACGAUUUCGUGGCUAUCAAGUGAUGGAACCUCCCACUUAUACGUACUCCGACACCCGUCAAAGGGCAAGUAGUGCAGGAUUGGGAACCUCAACUUCAAAUGUCCCGCCUCCCCAACAGGAAUCUAUUCCCGUUGAUUUCCAGUCACAACUUGGACAUAUGGUUUGGGAAGCAGGAUCCAAGCAGAUGAAAGAUACCUUCAAAUCAUAUGGAAGAAUUGAUAUAUUCAGACCGUAUUUUGAUGUGGAACCGAGCCAGGUUCGCAUUCGUCUUUUGCGCUCGUUUGUACCACGUCGGCCAUCUCAAAUGGCAACUUCACCUGAUCUCUAUGGUCCUUCAAUGGUCGUUCUUACCAUGGUCGCUUUGCUUCUGUACAACAUGAAAAGUAGCGGAUACGUUGUGCAAAAUGGAACACUGAUGGGAACAUCUUUCUUUACUUGUUUCGGUUCAUGGAUAUCAUUAUCUGGAGUUCUUUAUGUUCUCUGUUUUCUUCUUGGUGCCGAGAUUUCUAUGCUACAGCUAGUUUCGGUUUUCGGUUAUUCUCUCACAUCUCAAUGUUUGGUGCUGUUGCUCACAUCGAUUUAUCAUACUUCUCACGAUCAUCUCUUCUUUUUUGUUCUAGUGGGGAUUUGCUGUGUUCCAAGCGCGAUUCGUAUGGGACUUCUUGUUUGUGUGCAUGCAAGAAUCCCGUCGCACCGUUUAAUUCUAAUCUGUGCUGCAAUCGCUCUUCACACACUGCUCAUUUUUUAUCUUCAUUUCGGAUUCCAUGUUAUGCUUGAAGAAAUCGACCAAAUCAUCGACGGAACUGACCAAAAUCUCGGACAAAUAGUUAAAGGAAGUAUGACUCUCGUUGAAUAA